AUGCUGAAGUUCGCUGUAGGCCCAUGGGCCGAAAGUCUGUACCAUACAGACGCGUUUCGCGACCGCAACGCGUUGGAAUUGAAAUAUCGACGAAAAACGAACAGUGAGGACACUCAUCGCCUCAGGCAAAGUCUGAGAUCUGCCAAGAAUUUGUCGUUUUUGAAAAAUUUCACUCGACGGUAAGGGGCGGCGGGCAUCUUGUGGGACUAUUGUGGUAUUAUUAGGUGCCGACAUAAAGAACCCGCCAUACUUUUCCUGUAAUUUCCUGUAAAGAAUGGCGGGUUCUUUAUGUCGGCACCUAAUAUUUUUUGAUUCCUUGUUUAUUUGUGGUAUUAUUGGUACUAUUGGUACCGUUUUUUUAAUUUUUUUUUAUUAUUGGUACUAUUUUGGUGCUGUUUUUCAAUUUUUUUAUUUUUAGUACUCUUCUGGUACUGUUUUUGGUCUUUAGUGAUUCUGGUAUUCUUGGUACUGCUUUUUUUUGCUUUUUGGUGCACACUUUAGGAUCUUUUUUAUUACUAGUACUUUUUUUUUGCUGUUUGUUGCUACUAGUACUGUUUAAGGUCUUUUAAAAUUUUCGAAACUUAAAUAAUUGAAACUUUUUUAAAUUUAACAAUUUUCAAAAUUAAAACUUUUUUUUUAUUUUUAAUGAAGAGUACCAAAACUACUUUAAUGUAAAGCCCUUUUAAUCUAGUGUGCUUGACUUCACGCUAUAUUAUGUUAUGUUAGUUACUAAUUUGUUUUUGUUUAUUAUGCUAUAAAAGGUGAUUCUACAAAAGGAUAAUAUUAUAGUAGAUAAUAAAUGUUUUUGGCGGCGUACUUAUUAGUAUUAUAAGUACAAGUCAUAAAGAAUUUGGCGUAAAUUAUGAUAAAAGUAAAAUUUUUUUGAAAUUUUUUUAUAUUAGGUGCCGACAUAAAGAACCCGCCAAUUUUUAUAUGAAAUUACAGGCAAAGUAUGGCGGGUUCUUUAUGUCGGAACCUAUUAAUUAUAUAUAUAUUACCAUAAAUUGAAAAAAAUGUUUUUAAAGGACCUUUUCACAAACUCUUUAUUUUUAAUUGUACCCACACGUCUCUUCUGGAUCACUUCGACGUAAUCAAACUUAAUUACAAAGCAAAACAAAUUUGUUUACCUGAGGGCUUUCGGGCAUUGUUUGGCUAACUGCUUAAGCUUUUUUCUUAUUUUCUUGGAUUUUUAUAGAAGAAAAAUCACUUUCAAGGUCUUUUAAGUUUUUAGGUAACAAAUUUUUAAAUUUCAGGUAACAAAAAGCUUCUUUUGAGGGGUUUUUUCUAAUUUUAGGUGUCAAAUUUGUCAAUUUUAGGUAACAAAAAGCUUUUUCUGAGGUUUCUCUUAGUUUUAGGUAUCAAAUUUUUAAAUUUUAGGUAAUAAAAAUCUGUUUUUUGGGAUUUUUAAAAAAUUUAGGUAACAACUCGUCUUUUUCAAAUAAUAAAAUCCAUUUCAAUUUCAGUGAAGACUCAAUUCGACCACAAAAGUCACGCUACAGUUUCAUCGGUACUCCCGGGCUAGCCCAGCGUCGUGACGAUGUUUUAACGACCAGUCUACAGAGUUUGGGCCUAGAUGAGUUGGAUGUGACUGAUGAUGAAGUUAGCAAAAGUUCUCGGAAUUUCAAAGUGAAAAAAGAGAAAAAGGAUUCAGAAGGCGCGAAACGACGGUCAAAUGUUUAUUCGAAUUCAGAUGACGAAGGGAUGAUCUGGCAUCAAACUUCUGGGCGGACCGAUAAGGAGGUAGGUGGUUUUGAUAGGGGUUGA
Messenger RNA from Bursaphelenchus okinawaensis, 1764 nucleotides. The record is from the annotation of a GenBank genome assembly. Lineage: Eukaryota; Metazoa; Nematoda; Chromadorea; Rhabditida; Aphelenchoididae.